AUGGCCGUGAAUGGAAGUAGGAUAGUAACUAUCUCUCCAUGCGCACCCGCUGCCCCUCCUCCUCCACCCGCGGCCCUCCCGUGCGCGCACUUGCCGUCACCUCGCGUUUCCAGCAUUCGCUUCUGUAGGGAACACCUCGGUAGCGCUGGCGGCGCCGGCGGCGGCAGGGACUGUAGAAACCGCAGCCGAUCGAGCCGCAGACGCGCCGCGAUCGUCGCUGGAGCCGCUGCGAAUCGGGUGGGCGGGCAGGGCGGCGGUGAAAGCUUCGAAGACAGGAGCAAUGCCGAUGAGCGGCUUAGCGCAGACCGAGAGAAUGCGGACCGAGGCGGCGCGGGCGGAGGCAAUGCGGAGCGCCUGGAGGAUCUAGAGGCCGUGGAUCGCCUCGCGCAAGAGCUGGCCGCCGCCGCAGGAGCAGCGGGAGCGGAGUCGGAAACCUUCGACAGGCGCAGCGCGGCGCAUGAGGCGGAAAAAGCGGAAGCGGAGGCGGAGGAGCAACAAGGGCGGAGGAGCGCGCGGGGGGAGGGGGAUGAUGCGGCGGCAGCGUGGAUCGGGUCGAGUGUGGCAUUCGCGGAGGAGGACGAGCAGGGGCGCAAGUACCUCGAGGUGCUGGUUACCAGCGUGCACCGCGUUGACCACGGCAUGGUGGUGGGGGUGCUGUGUUCGCCGGCCAACAGGGGACCGCCAGUGGACGCGUGUCGGGAGUUCCCGCUCUUUCUCAACGACCUCAUCGCCGCGCCCUGCCACGACGCCAUGCAACGCGGGGGGCUUCCCAAUGCGUUGGAGGGGCUAGAGAGGCUGAGCGACAUGGACUUGCAGCGAACGCUGGUGCAUGCUAUUAGCGAGGAUAUAGGGGCAGUAUCGUUUGUGCUUCUGGAUGAAAAGACUGGGGAGUUCUCACGAGUGGACUCCUCCUUCCCCCAGGCGAUGGCGCUGGCGCUGCGGUACAGGCAGCCGCUGCGAGUGGAGCGGUGGUGCAUCCUGGCUUCUAACCGCGACUUCAUCGAACGCAUGCUGCUCAACCCCAUCGCACGAGAGGCAGAGAACGACGCAUCACUGCUGGCAGACCUGGCGCGGCGCAUGCGGGAGCUGGAGAUGAGGCCGCAGGAGCUCAAGACCCAGCUCGACGCUGUUAUCAAUGCUGAAGAGUACGAGAGAGCAGCGCAGCUGAAGGCGGCGCUGGUGGCAGAGGAGAGAGUGGCGGACGCACGCCUCUUCUCCCUGCUCGCAGAGGUCAAGCGCCUCUACCUCGACCGCCUCUCCGUCUUCUUCAAGCUCUAG
Molecule: messenger RNA, 1278 nt
Organism: Closterium sp. NIES-65
Lineage: Eukaryota; Viridiplantae; Streptophyta; Zygnematophyceae; Desmidiales; Closteriaceae
Source: the annotation of a GenBank genome assembly